Trichoplusia ni (cabbage looper) is the source of this 1434-nucleotide messenger RNA. It is a transcript of the gene Mettl4, whose product is annotated as methyltransferase-like protein 4. Lineage: Eukaryota; Metazoa; Arthropoda; Insecta; Lepidoptera; Noctuidae. The record is from RefSeq and is a predicted model, not a curated record. The transcript has 5 exons. The coding region runs from base 362 to 1408 and encodes 348 amino acids. Gene Ontology annotation, cellular component: nucleus; RNA N6-methyladenosine methyltransferase complex. Gene Ontology annotation, molecular function: nucleic acid binding; methyltransferase activity.
GAAACUACCAUGACCAAAAAUUUAUACUAUCUCGCAGUGGCAAUAUUGGAUUCUUUGUUUGCUAUGUCAUUGCAUGUAAACAAAGUAGAAAGAAACAGAUAGAUAUGUUCGACUCUAGUGUAAGCGGGAAAGGAAAAUAAUUACUGAUAAAACAAUGACAGCUGAGUUCAGCUGAUCGUAAUGUAAAUCGUUCUUUAUUUGUUGUGUAUUCGAUGUAUUUUAAUGAUUUUAUGUGUGAACGGACACAGUAUAACCACUUGUUUUAAACAUUAAUAUUUCAUACUAUCAACAUAAUAAAAUUACGACACUUGCAAUUUAGAAACAUUACAAUUUUGUAGAACAGUUCGACGCCUUUUUAACCAUGGCUUUACUAUUUAAACAAGAUGAUUGCUAUUUGAUUGAUCACAGAGAAUAUAUAACCGGCGUUUAUAACAACACAACGGUGAAUGAAAAUAAAUCGGCUUCAUUCAGCGUUUUAGCAAAACUUUUCUCUAUAGUUCACGAAAAAGAAAUGGAAGUUAGUAGAAAAAGGGGUCACAAUUCUGAUAUUAUAAAUAAAGAGACUGUUUUAGUAAAAAGUAUUUAUGCAAAGUUUAAGCAAGAAGUUCCAUUUAAAAUAAUGGAUAGCCUCAAAAGUAAAUAUAAAUUGAUAGACACAUCUGGUGUAAGAGAUCUUUCUAAACAAUUAUUUGAAUCAACCAUAUUUGAGUUGACCGGUGUAAACGGGGGUAAUAAUUCUGAAACAUCUCUUAAGUGUCGAAUACAAGGAAAGGACUUUUUGGUGCCAUAUAAUUCAAGAUUCCGCUGUGGAGAUGUAAAAGAGCAAUGCCAGAAGUUGGAAGGUAGUAAAUUUGACAUAGUUGUAGCUGAUCCUCCUUGGUGGAAUAAAUACAUAAGAAGACUAAAGAAUUCUAAUGAUAAAUUAAGUUAUUCAAUGAUGUACAAUGAGGAUAUAGCAGCAAUACCAGUACAAAACCUCCUUUCUGACAACUGCCUUGUUGCAGUGUGGUGUACAAACGCUCCAAGCAAUGUUGCCGCUGUUAAAAAUAUAAUAUUUCCUAAAUGGGGAGUUGAGUAUAUGGCAACUUGGUACUGGUUGAAGGUAACAGUGGAUUUACAGCCAUUGUGCCCUUUUGGUUCAGGUUGUAAUAAGCAGCCAUACGAGAGGAUAAUAUUGGGCAAAGUGGGUGAUGUAAAGGAGGUUCCUGAUGCCCAAUUGGUCGUAAGUGUGCCCAGUGCUUUACAUUCGCACAAACCACCACUUUUAGAUAUUUUGUCUUCUUUCGUUAAAAUAGAAAAGGCACAAACACUAGAACUAUUUGCGCGAUAUCUUCUCCCGAACACUACAAGCGUGGGGUACGAGCCCUUGAAAUGGCAACACGAAUCGUUAUUUGAAGAAAUAGAUUGACAAUAAAGUAAAGUAUAGGAAACGAA